Messenger RNA from Trypanosoma cruzi, 860 nucleotides. RefSeq names its product kinesin heavy chain, putative. The record is from RefSeq and is a predicted model, not a curated record. Lineage: Eukaryota; Euglenozoa; Kinetoplastea; Trypanosomatida; Trypanosomatidae. The transcript has a single exon. Gene Ontology annotation, molecular function: ATP hydrolysis activity; ATP binding; plus-end-directed microtubule motor activity. Gene Ontology annotation, biological process: cytoskeleton-dependent intracellular transport; microtubule-based movement. Gene Ontology annotation, cellular component: kinesin complex; microtubule. The annotation marks the transcript as partial.
AUGUCGGAGGAAAAAGUGCGUGUGUCGUGCCGUUUUCGUCCACUAAACGCGGCGGAGCAAAAUGCCUCCCUGUGCGUGGCCUUUGAAGGACCCAGACAUGUGAUCUGUAAGACAGCAAGGAAUCCGUGUUGGACCCAGCAGCUGGUGGCAAGUCCUCGUGGCGCGCUGACAGAUGACGCCUCUUCGUUGAGUGGGACUGUGGUGGCUUCAGAUUAUUACAAGUUUGCCUUUUCUCGCGUGUACGAACCCGACACGACGCAAAAACAGUUAUAUGACGAUGUUGCCUGCCCCAUUGUGGACGAUGUCAUGCAUGGGUACAACGGCACACUAUUGGUUUAUGGACAGACAGGGGCUGGAAAAACGCAUACAAUGUUUGGUUUGCAUUCCCCUCUAAGUGAGGAAUCCAGGUCGUUGAGUUUUAAUAUGCAUGAAAACGCUGCUGGUAUCGUACCUCGUGCGGUGCGACAACUUUUUUACGCCAUUCACAGUGCCGAGGAAGUGGUGGAGUUUGAGAUACGUGUGCAGUUUGUAGAAAUCUACAUGGAACGUGUGCGGGACCUUCUUAAUCCGACAGGAUGUAGUUUACAUGUGCGUGAGGACCCGGCUGGAUUCUACGUUGAAAAUUGCGAAAUGCCGUACGUGACAAGUACGGAAGAAGUGCUGCAACUUGUUCAUAGUGGGCUGCGUCGGCGCGUAACCGCUGCAACAACCAUCAACGACGCCAGUAGCCGUAGUCACUGCGUUCUGAACAUUGUAGUGAAGAGUGUCAAUCAGGCGAAGCACGAGGCAACCAUUGGGAAACUAUUCCUUGUGGACCUUGCGGGGUGUGAAAAGGUGUCGAAGACAUUGGCCGACGGUCU